UUUCCGGAUACCGGAAGUCAGUAGGAUUCCCAAAGAUGGCGGAGCAAGGUCCGACGGCCAUCGCGACGCGGCUCCGUAACCAGCUGCAGUCGGUGUACAGCCUGGACCCGUUGCGGAACGAGGAGGAGGUGAAGCUGAAGAUCAAGGAGUUGAACGAGCACAUCGUGUGCUACCUGUGCGCGGGCUACUUCAUCGACGCCACCACGAUCACGGAAUGUCUGCACACCUUCUGCAAGUCGUGCAUCGUGAAGUACCUCCAGACCAGUAAGUACUGCCCCAUGUGCAACAUCAAGAUCCACGAGACGCAGCCACUGCUCAACCUGAAGCUGGACCGCGUCAUGCAGGACAUCGUCUUCAAGCUGGUCCCCGGCCUGCAGGAGAGUGAGGACCAGAGGAUCAAGGAGUUCUACCAGUCCAGAGGUCUAGAGCGUGUUGUCCAGCCCAGCGGAGACGACGCGAUGCCCGACUCCACAGGACUGCCCUAUACCAGUUUCGACCACUCCAAGGCUCACUUCUACCGCUACGACGAGCAGGUGUCCCUCUGCCUGGAGAGACACAGCUCAACGCAUCCGGGGAAAGACAAGAACAAGCUGACUCUUCAGCAGAAGUUUGUGCGCUGUUCUGUUCGGGCGGAGGUCAGACACCUCCGGAAGGUCCUCUGCCAUCGGCUUAACGUGGAGAAACACCAGGUCCAGAUGCUCUUCAACAACGAGUCGCUCCCCGAUCACAUGACCAUGAAGCGAUUAUGGCUCUCUCAUUGGUUUGGCAAGGCCCAGCCUCUGGUGCUGCACUACACGGUGAAGGAGAAGAGGAGAUAGGGGAGCCACCACACCAGCUGUAUAUAUUUUGUAUGAUAAAUAUUCUAUUUUAAUAGUGUUUGUGUACAUAUACUUAUUUUCCUUGUUUUGUAUUUUUGAAAAUAAAUUUCAAAUGAAAGGG
Messenger RNA from Gadus morhua (Atlantic cod), 939 nucleotides. It is a transcript of the gene pcgf1, whose product is annotated as polycomb group ring finger 1. Lineage: Eukaryota; Metazoa; Chordata; Actinopteri; Gadiformes; Gadidae. The coding region runs from base 36 to 818 and encodes 260 amino acids. The transcript has 9 exons. Gene Ontology annotation, biological process: negative regulation of transcription by RNA polymerase II. Gene Ontology annotation, cellular component: PRC1 complex. The record is from RefSeq and is a predicted model, not a curated record. Gene Ontology annotation, molecular function: promoter-specific chromatin binding.